AUGGCUGGACUUGGACGAUUGUGGUCAGCGCAGCUUCUGCCUUGCAGAUGCCCUGCAUCCCCUCUUGGAGCCGCUGUUCCACGCAGGGCAGAGGCCCGUCAAGGCGUCGAUGACUGUGCAAAGUCAACGCCAGUGUUUUGGGUCCCGAAUAACUCGCAGCUUUCGUCGAAUCUGUUGCGCGAGGCACACCGGCGAUGGAAAUCUCGGGUCGGAAAAUAUCUAUCUGAAGUCGAGAGAGCGCGGCCAGCAACAGUCCUGGGGCUGGCCCCAACCACGGGAAAGAGGGUUUUUCUGUCGGCCGACGGCAUGAAGCUAGGGAACCCAAACGCACGCUCAUCGUUCCAUGGCGAUGGUUCUCUAACUUGGUCUAUCCUGGUAGAUCCCGAGCACCGGCCAUCACUAGCAACUGUCUGGUUCGGUAGCACAAUAUCGGUCGCAAGGGUGACGUUCUUUGGUCCCGAUGCUGUCUAUCACCAGGCCUACGUGGGUGCAAGACCCAGGUUCAAUGUUGCCUCUCGACAAGAUGAAGACGGUCAAUUUCAAUCCACACCUCCCGGAUGCGAUCGUGGCCGUUAUAUCACCUUGGGAUGA
This is a messenger RNA of Colletotrichum paranaense, 591 nucleotides long. RefSeq lists its product as uncharacterized. The coding region runs from base 1 to 591 and encodes 196 amino acids. The record is from RefSeq and is a predicted model, not a curated record. NCBI's taxonomy places the organism in Eukaryota, Fungi, Ascomycota, Sordariomycetes, Glomerellales, Glomerellaceae. The transcript is spliced from 3 exons.